Molecule: messenger RNA, 1449 nt
Organism: Penicillium chermesinum
Lineage: Eukaryota; Fungi; Ascomycota; Eurotiomycetes; Eurotiales; Aspergillaceae
Exons: 5
Coding region: 1-1449 (482 amino acids)
Source: RefSeq, a predicted model, not a curated record
AUGUCCCAAGCUUUCGCUGUUCUCAUCCACUGCUCGGGGCCAGCGAAAGCUUCCCCCGUAAAAUUUGUCAACAUGCUACGGGAUUCGGAUAUAGAUUCCAUGAACACUGAUCUCUCUAAAUUGUCCCGAGCAAAUGAAGAGCACCACGACAAUGUGCAAACUUUGCUGAAGAAGUUCAAAGACCUUUUGGAUGACUACAGCUCUCUGAAAAGUGACUACGAAGAAGACCGCAAUCCUUUUGUUCUGGUCCUUGUCGAUGGCGAUGGAUACCAGUUUCAUGAGAGGUAUAUCAAGGCUGGGAGUGAGGGCGGAAUCAAUGCAGCCCGCGAGCUGAAUGACUCUGUUAGAGAGCUAAUGCAUGCCACCAUGGGGAUGCAAGCUGACCAAUGCCGUAUCAUGGUGCGCGUCUACGCUAAUAUUUUGGGAUUGUCCAAACUCCUCGCUCGCGCUGGCUUGGUGGGACACGAAGCACGCGCCUUGGCACCUUUCACGUCUGCGUUCAACCGUGCCCAGGAUUUGUUUGAUUUUGUAGAUGCUGCGGAAAAGAAGGAAGGUAGCGAUUUCAAGAUCAGAGAAAUGUUCCGACUUUUCGUUGAUCUAAAUCAAUGUCGCCAUAUCUAUUUUGCGGGCUGCCAUGACACCGGGUUCGUCUCUAUGCUGGCGCCCUACCGGGGACGGAGUGAUCGCAUUACUCUCAUCAAAGCCGCUUCCUUCCACCGUGACUUCGAGGACCUGGGCCUACCAAUCAAGGAGCUACCUGCCGUAUUCAUGUCAGGGCCUCUAGUUGGCACAAAGUCAUCCCCUGUACACUCCAUCAAUACCAAGAUGGCUCCUGCUCCCCCCCCAAUGGCACUAAGGCAAUUUGCAAACACUUCCAAAAGUCUACAGGGGAGGAGUCACCCAAACCUUUCUGGUCUACUACCCCUGUUGUGGGUCGGUCCCGAAGACUUCCUCUUCGCUACGUUACCACCCCCUAGUCUCAAAUCCGAAGAAUUUAUCCCGAUCAAUAAGGAUGGUGAACGUCUCGACACUUAUUGUGCCCACCCAUCCCCGGAUGCCUUCGAUGCAUACCACCGUCGUGCCAAAGAAGCCAAAGUCUGCAAUAGCUAUCACUUAUCCGGCGAAUGUGGCGACAUGAACUGCCAUUAUGAUCACAGCGAUGUCUCCAACACUAUCAUCGAUGUCCUCCGGUACAUUUGUCUGCAGCAUCCAUGCCCCCGAGGCGGAUCGUGUCGAUCCAUUAAAUGCUACAUGGGCCAUAUUUGCCAGAAGCCCAACUGUAAGGCUGUCAAAAGUUGGCAAUGCCGGUUCAACCUCCGCGCGCAUUCUGUUGACCUCCAGGUCGCGCAGUGGGUUGCGCCAAUCGACCAACCUGAAGAAGACCACCGAUCUUCGAUCAGCGCCGAAUCGUUUGAAAGCAAUUCUCCCAGCACGGUCUUCUUCAGCUAA